Molecule: messenger RNA, 2034 nt
Organism: Thyridium curvatum
Lineage: Eukaryota; Fungi; Ascomycota; Sordariomycetes; Thyridiales; Thyridiaceae
Exons: 5
Coding region: 1-2034 (677 amino acids)
Source: RefSeq, a predicted model, not a curated record
AUGCCGGAUCGAGCGAUCCUGGUUUGCGGUGCGACCGGUAAACAGGGCGGCGCCGUCAUCACCCAGCUACUUGCAAGCAACGCGGACUUUGUCAUCCUAGCAGUCACGCGCAAUGCCAGCUCCCCCUCGGCCAAGAAGCUGUCGGAGAAGUCUUCGAAGAUCCGCCUUGUGCAGGGGAACCUGAGCGAGACGCGCGCACUGUUCGACAGGGCAGAGGAAGUCGCCGGCCCCACGGCCAAGCUGUGGGGAGUUUUCAGCGUGCAGAUGCCCGUCGGCUUCGGCCAGGGUAAGCUCAACGAGGCGCAGCAAGGCAAGGCCGUCGUCGACGAGGCCAUCAGGGCCGGUGCGCUCUUCUUCGUCUACAGCUCCGUCGACCGCCACGGCGCCGACUCGAUCCACAACCCGACGCAGGUGCCGCACUUUGUCAGCAAGCACGAGAUCGAGCAGCACCUGCUCGCCCGCACGGCCGCGCUGCCCGAUGGCGCCGAGCGCAUGCGCUGGUGCAUUCUGCGGCCGACGGCCUUCAUGGGCAAUCUGACGGAUGACUUCUUCGGGCGCGUCUUUGUCACCGCCUGGCGCAUGGCGCUCGGGGAUAAGCCGCUGCAGCUGGUCUCCGUCACGGACAUCGGGUGGUUCGGCGCGCAGGCCUUCUUGCGCCCGGACGAAUUUGCGGGCCGCUCGCUGUCGCUGGCUGGGGACGAGCUGACGGCUGCGCAGGCGGCGGAGAGGUUCAAAGCCAAGACGGGCAGGGAGAUGAGCUACACGUACGAGAUUUUCUGCAAGCUCCUGAUGUGGAUGGUUAAGGAUGUGGGAUACAUGUUUCAAUGGUUCCGGGAAGUUGGGUACGCGGCUGACAUUGCUGCGCUGAGGGAGAUGCAUCCCGGUCUGCUAGACUUUGAGGGAUGGCUGGAGACUGAGACCAUUCGGGACCUUCUAGAUGGCCCAGUCUUCUGGAUCCAGGCCAAAGCCGAUGCCUUAUGGUUCGAGCUGAUAGCUACAGAUGCUGCUUUUAUGCAUGCAGCGGCGGUCGCGGCUGAGGCAUACUCCAUUCGCACAGGUGACAAAGAGACCACCGCAUCUACCAGGCAAUUACUCCAUCACCAGUCCAAAGCGUUGGGUCUCAUCCAAGAGAGACUGUCAUAUUCGCAACAGACCAGCAUUGCAGAUGCGACCAUACUCGCCGUGUUGUACCUGGCCUUCCAUGCUCACUUCUUUCUCGACUACCAAAUAGCAAAGAACCACAUGGAGGGUCUUCGAAAGAUUGUGGACGUGCGUGGUGGUCUCUCCGCUUUCAAUGACAAUACAAAGCUCGUUGUGGAGUUGCUUAAAUGCGACCUGAACAUAGCACUCCAUAACGGGACUGAGCCCAUGUUUUUCACAGAUACCAUGGAGUUUAUGUCACCACACGACUCGAUAGCUCAACAUCAGAAAAGGGCAGAAGGCCCAGAAGCACAUAUAGGCUGGAAACCUGCAGAUUGUGGUCUUGGAUCGGAUCUUUCCCAAGCAUGGGACUUGGUGAGGUUCUUCAGCGAAAAGAUCAACGCGGCUGCUAGAGGAAAACGGCAGCUUCCCAGGGAGACGCUGCUCUUCGCCAUGAUAUCAGUCAUGUACCGGCUUCUUCGGAUGAAAGAUUUCGAGGCCACCUCUGUCAACGAGGCAAUCCGCCUUGGUCUUCUUGCCUUCUCGUCGCACAUAUUCCUAAGACUGCAGGGAGUCAAGGUGUCCCAUUCGUAUUUGCGUGAUACCUAUAGAGACUGCCUCCUCCACUUGGAAGCGCCAGACGCACUGCCAAUACGCGUAUGGCUCUGGUUGCUAAUGAUUGGCUCUCUUGCAAUCUUUACUUCUGCAGAUGACUCUUGGCUACUGCCUUGGGUCCGGACGAAUGUGGAGCUGUCCGAGACAACUAACUGGGACGAGUUACGAGGACGUCUGAGCAGCAUGCCUUGGAUUGGUGACUUGAUGGACGAACCGGGCAGAGCGAUUUAUUUAGCUGCCAUGUCGCUAGAUAUGAAAUCACAUCCGUGGUUGAAAUAA